GAAAAGUGUCACGCUUCUGAUAAAUGCUAUCUUCUUCUUCCUUCUUCUUUUACAAGUGCUUUUCUUUAUACCGACGAUAUUGCGGUGUCUGAGAUUUCCAGAAUUUUGGAGAUGGCGUGUUUACAUGACCACAGUUGUGAAGAUCAUGAUUGUUCAACUGAUUGGUCUCUUUACAAGCACAUAGACCUCACUAAGGUAACCGCUUUGAAUGAGUCUGUUCCAGGAAGUGUUAAGUCUGUUUUUAAAGCUUGGGAGCAGCGCCUUAGUUCUUCUGAGGAACACUUGGAAAGCAAUGAAGGUGACCCGGAGUUACUUGUUUACAUUCCAUUUACGUCAGAUGUUAAGAUCAAGAGCAUAUCAAUUGUUGGUGGUGCUGAUGGAACCAGUCCUUCCAAGAUGAGAGCGUUCAUCAAUCGAGAUGGCAUUGACUUUUCGGAUGCUCAAGGUAUGCAAGCCAUUCAGGAGUGGGAGUUGGCUGAAAAUUUGCAAGGAGUGUUGGAAUACCAGACAAGAUAUUCUAAAUUUCAAAGCGUGGCAAGUAUCACAUUGCAUUUUCCUGAGAAUUUUGGCGGUGAAACUACUCAGAUACAUUAUAUUGGCCUAAAAGGUGAAGCUACCCAGUUGAAGAGGGAUGUCGUUGCAACAAUUGUUUAUGAACUUAUGCCAAAUCCUUCAGACCACAAGGCACGGUCUGAAAGUGGUGGGGGUCUUUCACAUGUUGAAUAAAGAGUACCAGCUAUCUAUUACAUCAUUUACAUGCUUUCUUCUUGAGUGGAUUCUGUAUUCUGUACAUCUGUUCUUGAAAUGUUGUUGCAACCCUUUAUUUUGUGGCACCUCUUAUCAUCUUUUACUUAGCCAUACAUGCUAUAUAAUAGAAAAAAUACACCUUUUUUAUUA
Messenger RNA from Quercus robur (English oak), 897 nucleotides. RefSeq lists its product as uncharacterized. The transcript has 9 exons. The coding region runs from base 112 to 726 and encodes 204 amino acids. Lineage: Eukaryota; Viridiplantae; Streptophyta; Magnoliopsida; Fagales; Fagaceae. The record is from RefSeq and is a predicted model, not a curated record.